AGCUUUAUAAUAUCAUUAUGGAUUAUUUACACAGUCGUACAUGUAACAGUCGAACAAGCUGACUUGCCCUGACUUCUCCAUACACCACACACACAUCACAUCACUGUCCACGUAGUUGUAAGCAUCUAAGCUGUUUUAUACUCCUUGCUGCUUCUCGGGUGUAACUCUCUGUCUUUACCGAGUGAUGAUAGACGUCUGUGUAUGUGUUAUCUCUGUAAGCCUUUCCAAUCAUUACAAAAAAAAUAUUGUCCUGACAUGGUUGCCGGGAGAGAACGUAACUAGAUAAUAAUAAUAAUAAUAAUAAUAAUAAUAAUAAUAAUAAUGUCGUCUAUUAACCAGGAUUGCAGUUGAUGCAGUAAUACCACAUUCAUUACUAGAAUGCUACUGUUAGCUGUUAAGAGGAGUAUAAGGCGAGUAGCUGAGUUUCAUAAGCUUUGGAACGUCCCCCGGUAUGACCUCGGUCAGAAGCAGCUUGUGUCUUUUUUUACUCCGAUCCCAGCUGGGAAGCUCUGUGGAGCAGCACGGUCACUCCAUGACCUGGGCUGCAGAGGCCUGUCCACCACCUCUGAUUCCCAGGACACUCCCGACUGUGGAACCAGCCAGGGAAGGACUCAUGUGGAGGGGGGUUCUAGAACAGAGGGGGACGAGACAGACCCAAAACACAACAGCGCACCCCUGGGCCCCCCUCCAACUCCGCCCGUGUACUGCUGUAUGAGCGCUUGCUCGAACUGCCUGUGGAUUCCCUACACAGAGGAGCUCCUGAAGUAUUACCGAGACGGUGGGGAGAAGGCUCUGGAAGCAAUAGAGGAGCACGUCAGGGACGAAAACAUCAAAGUGUUUUUAAAAAUGGAGAUUAGAAUGAUGAGUGUAAAAUAAAGCAGCAGCAAGGAUCAAGUCGCUGUCUCCGGCUUGUGAAUCAACAAAAAUCCUAAAUCAAAUUACAGCAGGGACCGAAAAAAUAAACUGAUGUUUUGCAAGUUGAUAAUCGGAGAGAGUAAUUUGUACAUUUUCUGUUCUAUUUAUAAGUCAGGCUUUAAAAUUGGACUUUAAAUGGCUUUGGACAUUUGUAAACCCAAACUGAUGACAACACUGGGUACUUCUGAAUAUUCAGGUCUAUGUUCCUGCACUAUUUAUAUGAAUGCUGUGUUAAAUUUUUGUAACUUUAUGCUGGCUUCCACUGGAAUCAUACAUUUAAAAAUAUGACUACUGAAAUAAAUAUUUUGUUCCAGUCUCUUUGUAGGACUUCCAUUAUGUCUUCUGAUUCCUAACUAUAUAUUACUAAUCAAUUUACACAGCUCCAAAGAGGUUUUCAGCUGAAGUAAUAAUCAGUGGGUCUUGAGCUCAGCACUUUACAAAGCCCCUAACCUUCCUCCCCACAACCUAUCUCACCCCAGCAAUAAGAGUCACCAGAAGGGCGGUUUACACUGCUGCUGCUCCCUUCAAAACAAUCUGCAAAGUAAACAGCUGCCACGCUCGCAUGCACAGCACUAAACCGACACUUAAUAAUCAUGUGGGUUUAUCUCAUUUUAAUUAUCCAUUGUUCUCAGUGGAGGUAUUGACUGACACCUGCUGUUCGCCCUAGAUAGUCCAGACAGUGCUAGGAAACCCUGCUUAAUCCGUGACAAUAAACAGAAACUUAAUUAUUGUUCUUGUUAUUGUAUUAUGCUGUUACAUCAAUACUGGAUGUUCAUUAUUAGACUCCCCCAAGUUUCUGGGAUUUCAAUGUAAAAGAGAACUUGCUUUUUAACCUGGUUAAAUAAAGGAAUUGAUUGAUUGAUUCUAUCCUGUGUGU
Acipenser ruthenus (sterlet) is the source of this 1792-nucleotide messenger RNA. RefSeq names its product oxidoreductase-like domain-containing protein 1. Gene Ontology annotation, cellular component: mitochondrion. The record is from RefSeq and is a predicted model, not a curated record. Lineage: Eukaryota; Metazoa; Chordata; Actinopteri; Acipenseriformes; Acipenseridae. The transcript has 2 exons. Bases 379 to 876 code for a protein of 165 amino acids.